Molecule: messenger RNA, 1638 nt
Organism: Esox lucius (northern pike)
Lineage: Eukaryota; Metazoa; Chordata; Actinopteri; Esociformes; Esocidae
Product: adhesion G protein-coupled receptor E2
Exons: 11
Coding region: 94-1434 (446 amino acids)
Biological process (GO): supramolecular fiber organization
Molecular function (GO): calcium ion binding; microfibril binding
Source: RefSeq, a predicted model, not a curated record
GAUGUCGCUUGUGGGCAACAUGCAACAUGCGUAAAUGAGAGUGGCACCUUCAAGUGCAAGUGUUCCGUCGGUUUCACCUACAAAUCCUCCAAGAUGGACAAGUGUGAAGAUAUAAACGAGUGCAAUCCGGGUGUCUGUCCCAAAGGAAAGUGCGUCAACACCCUGGGAAGCUACUACUGUCAAUGUGAUCCUGGCAUGAGAUAUGAUGCCAAUGGAUCAUGUGUUGAUGUUGACGAGUGUACGGCUCAUCCUCAAAUCUGUGGGGAAGAUUCAACUUGCCUCAACACCAAUGGCAGCUACUCCUGUCACUGUCUUCCUGGGUUCAAAAGUAACAUUGGACUGUGUUUUGACAUAAACGAGUGUGUGGAGGAGAAACGUUACUGUGGAAACGAAGGGCUUUGCCACAACCUGAUUGGCAGCUACUGGUGUCAAUGCUCACCUGGGUCGACCAACUAUGGCCAAAACGGAACUAAAUGUGUCGAGCUCAGUUGUGACCCGCAAGAAGCGCGGCCUGGAAAGACUCUUCCAGGCCUUGGCAAUCUCAUGUCUCUGGUGAGAAAAAACUGUUUGAGUUUGAGGAACUCUUCAAUGUCUGGACCAAGUGGACCGCCAUUGGGGGGAGAUGUACUGUUGAAAGAAUUGAUUAAUGCCACUGACCUUGUUCAGCUGAACCACCAGAAUAACAGUGGUCCCCAUGGUGGCAGUGAUGUGACUAGUUUUUUGGAGGCCGUUGAAAAUUUCAUUAGACUGAUCGCUCCACAGCUGACAGAGAAGACGGCCAGGAUAGAGACUAACUAUACAGAGGCCAAUAUACUGGUGAACAGAAACAAGACUCAACCUACAGGUCCAGUCAGCCUGACCAGUGAGAACGCUCAGCUUGACACUACCUGGGAGACUGCUGUUGGAGAUCAAAAUAAUUACCCAGGGUUUGCAUUUGUCAGCCUGGUCAGCUUUAAGAAUGUGCAUAUUCUGAACGGCAACUCAUCUCAGACCCAGCAGCUCAUAUCCAAUGCUGUCAUAGUGUCUACUGGCAACCCCAACUCAACAAACCUGAACCAACCGAUCAACCUCACCUUCCAUCACCUGGAGGUAGCACCAUUUAAAAUGUUCGCUGACAAGGACCCCGACUGUGUUUAUUGGUCAGAAGAGAAUGGGGCGUGGUCUAGGCAGGGCUGCAACUUGGUGAUAACAAAUGCCACCCACACUUUAUGCUCCUGUAACCAUCUCAGCACUUUCUCUUUGCUAAAAGGACUACAACAGGAAAAGGUGAUGAGAACACAGGGAGGGCAGCUUUCGAGAGUAAUGUGGGCGGGCAUUCUCGUGGCACUGGCCUGUGUGGUCCUAUCCCUGACCUUGACCCUGCUGUGUCGUUUUGCCAGCAGAAGACGCCAUCGAGGACGCAACCAUCUUGAUGUGAAAUUCUUUAGAAAAUGAAACAUUGGUUUGAACAAUGGGUGGUAAUGUAAUGCUUUAUUUUGGAUCCAUUUGUAACAUUGUCCCUUGGAUUGCAAGGACAUCCAAAGCCAGCACUUGUUUUGGUUGUAUAACGAUAAACCAUUGUCAUGGAAAUUUUGAACUAAGGUGCAUUUGAGAAAUGUCUGUCUUUCUAUUGGCUGGUAUGUAAAUCUGUACUUUGAU